AUGAGUUUUGCUUAUGAUUUACUUCUUUUUGCUAGAGGGAACACUAUGUCCGUUGAGCUAAUGAUGCAAGCCUUUAAAGGCUUCUCUAAUUCAACAGGGAUGAAUGUCAAUCCAAGCAAGUACAAGGUUUACUUUGGGAAUGUGGAGAGCACUAUCAAGCAGAAUAUCAAGCAGGUGACUGAGUUCACUGAAGGGCCUCUUCCUUUCAGGUAUCUUAGUAUCUCCCUCAAUAGCAAGAAGCUUCCUGUUGAGAAGUGUCUGAUUCUAGUUGAUAAAAUUGUCAAUAGGAUUAAGCAUUGUAGUGCUAAAAUCCUUAGUUUUGCUGGGAGGCUCCAACUUAUUAAUAGUGUCUUAUUUUCCACGACUAACUAUUGGUUACAAUAUUUUCCUCUUCCCCAAACUGUUAUGAAAAAAGUUGAAGCUGCCUGCGGAUCUUUCCUCUGGUCUAACAGUGAUAAAGUCACUAGGAAAUCCCUCAUUGCUUUGAGUAAAGUUUUUCUACCAAAAAAGCAAGGUGGCCUGAACAUUAUUUCUAUUACUGGUUGGAAUAAGGCGUGUCUCACCAAGUUGUUAUGGAAUUUGUGUGGUAAGGCUGAUAGCCUGUGGAUCAAAUGGAUCCAUAGUUACUACACCAAACAUCAGGAUAUCAUGACUGUCCUUAUCAAAACCAAAUGUUCUUGGAUUUUAAAAGUUAUCCUUAACCAAAGACAUGCGGUGUGCCAUCUUGAUGAGUGGAAAGAUAUGUUGCUUCAGGAAAAGGCAUGCACCAGGAAAAUUUAUUAUGCUAUCAAGACUCAAUAUUAA
Lathyrus oleraceus (garden pea) is the source of this 804-nucleotide messenger RNA. RefSeq lists its product as uncharacterized. Lineage: Eukaryota; Viridiplantae; Streptophyta; Magnoliopsida; Fabales; Fabaceae. The record is from RefSeq and is a predicted model, not a curated record. The coding region runs from base 1 to 804 and encodes 267 amino acids. The transcript has a single exon.